AUGCAAAGCCGCGGCGAUGGAGACCUCUUCGGAGGUGUCAACUUGGGCGUGGAUCCCGUUCCCGAGCUCCAGGUCCCGGAGAGCUGGACAUGGACUUUACAGAUUCCGCCUGUAGCAGAGUUCGUGGGUCCCGUUGAGAUCAGGUGGAACGAGGGCUGUGAGCGCGGGCUUUUCGCCACCCGCCACAUCUUCCCAGGAGAGGUGCUACUGGUGUCCAGACCGUUGGCCGUUCACAGCGGCGUUUGGGCAUACUCCACAGCUGAGCUGGUGGAGCAGCUGUUAGACGCGUGUAGAAACUCUGCACGAACCCGCUGCCAGCUGCAAUGCCUGACAGACGGCUGGACAUCACGUGCUCCUCCUACCCUGGCGGUUGUUUCGCAAGCUCUGUGGCCGCAGCCGGACACCUUGCCGACGGAACCACUCGGGAGCUUCCUCACGAGGGAGGUGUUGGUGAACGUGGUGGACAGGAACUCCUUCCACGUGAACUCUAAGACGGCAAUCUACGGGCUGCCAUCCAUGAUCAAUCAUAGUUGUGGCAAUGUGAAUGCAAGUGCGAACAUUCUGGACCCCUUAGGGGACGCCAUCCUCUUCCGGGCGGAGACGGAGAUCAAUGCAGGCUCCGAGAUCUUCUUCCCCUAUUUUAAGGUGAGCGGCUCGCUCCAUCGUCGCCGCGAACGUUCGGAGGCGAUGGGAUUUUCCUGCCGCUGUGAGAGGUGUAGAUUUGAAGCUGAGAUUCUUCCAGGAACCAAAGCUGCGGCGGCAUCCAAAGAUGCGAUGGACGCCUUUGAUAGCAAGCUGCGGGACGAGAUGCAGGAGCUUCGCGAUGAGCCCAAAGAGGCCGGCCUGCAAUCUGCGAUGCUUUUACAGGAAAUCCUUAGCCACACGCGCCGAAUGGCCUCGGCUAUCGACUGCACCUGGCGAGAACGAGAAGUUGCCUGGUAUUUGCACCUGGCACUGCCUUUGUACUGGUGCGGCGUUUGGUGCACCCAGGAGCUGGAUCCAAGCUUGUGGAAGUGCACCCUGACCCUGGUGAAGGCCCGAUGCGAGCUGCUGCUUCAGAUGGUGCUUGCUUGGGAGUAUACCGACCGACACAGCUACGACCACCUGAAAUGCUGCUACAUGCUCUACCUGGCCUUCAUGGAGAUGACUCGCCUGCCUUUGUCGAGCAACCACUUCUGGGUUCCGCUGGUUCACCACGAGGUCCCGCUCUGGCGGUUGGAGGAGACCCCGGAGCCUGCCCAGCACACGACCAGCACCGAACUCUAUGCGUCUUCUAGGCGAUCUCGGAACUCGCCUGUCAGACUUCGGUGGUUGGGGCGGACUAGGGGAGGGUAG
Messenger RNA from Symbiodinium sp. CCMP2592, 1335 nucleotides. The record is from the annotation of a GenBank genome assembly. Lineage: Eukaryota; Dinophyceae; Suessiales; Symbiodiniaceae.